GAUGGGAAUUUUAAAGUAUCUACAAAGGAGAGAAAAGUCUCAAAUGCUGCGAAAGGAAAACGGUCAACAAAUUUGGAAUAAUUUCCUAUACGGAAAAGACGCUAGAUUCGUCAAGACAAGUCGUAGACUUGGGCGCUCGUUGACCUUUAAUUGGAAGGACGCUAAAAAUAUGGAGGAAGAAGAAAAAACCGGUCGAACUAGGAAAUUUAGCGCUCCUGGAGGACGUUCUCUUGAUUUAUUGGAGGAAACCACUCCACUCUCUGUACAAUUAAAUUUUAUACCGUCUACACACUCAACACCGCCUGUUCUUAUAGUUCGACCUAAAGCUAUGUCAACCCUUAAGAAUGUCUUGAAGACUGUCUGCGAAAAGAGCUGGUAUGAGGUUGACGUUGAUCAGUUAGAAGUUGUAAUUGAAAAUUCAGCAACACCACUACCUCUAGAUAGCGUAGUCUCAUACGUAGCCGGCUUCAAGCUAUACGUUGGCGUUAAACAAGGUGAUGACCAGUCAGGGACGACGAAGGGAAGGAAAAGUGAUGAGGAUCAACCUUCUCCUCUACCGAGGCAUGAAGAGCCAUUAGCAAGACGGCUUUCAGAAUUUUCUGUAGCCCUACCACGCCCACCCUCUCGCUUUGAAUAUGAAAAAUUUGACCAUGACCCAUCUUUACUACAUGUGAAAUAUUCGUGGACUGAAGUUUUUUCAGAUGAUGGCCUCUCGAAAAAAGAGAAGGAACGUCAGAAUAUUAUAUGGGAAAUAGUCAACUUUGAAGCGACAUACGCUCUUAAGCUACAAACCGUCUUCGAAGUCUUCAUCUGUCCUUUACUCUGUCUAAUGGACGAGAAACUGAUUGAGUCGAUAAAAGUUGGUAGUGUCAUUGCUAAUUUAGCGGAAGUCUUUUCGAAAUGUGCUAAACGGUGGAAUACAGUGAUAGGGCCGUUUAUUAGUGAAAUUCGUUCGUCGAAACAGCCAGCGGAAGCAGCUAAAGUGGCUCGUUUAUAUAACGUCAACAGUUCAGCAGGUGACGACCAAUUAUCGGACGAAUAUUUCUCGGAAGCUUACUUAUAUAACUUGCAAAUUGAAAGUUGUGAAAAGUACAUAAAAUCAGAGCAAUCGAAAAAUUUAGCAUUUAAAAAAUUUUACGAGUGGGCCAAUAACCAUCCUAAAUUAAACAAACUUGAUUUAAGUAGUUAUUUAAAGAGUCCAAUGCACCACUUGACUCGUUUUGCUCUACCCCUUGAACGUCUCUUGCAGUGUACUGGUGAAGAUGAGCAGAAGAAAACUCUCGAAGUAACUGUUGGUAAAAUAAAGAAUUUUGUUGGUUCUAUGAACGAACAAGUUCGCCGAUAUGAACAAGAAAUGAAAUUAUGGGCAAUAGAGGAAAGGAUAGAUGGCUAUGAUGUUGUAGAAAAUUUACCAGAAGAUAUUAUUUCGCAACUUUCACGCCAUAAUAUAAGUCUACGCCUAACCUCUCCCAUGUUUGGAUGUCAGAAGGCGCAGCAAAGAAGAAGAUUGAUGUAUGAAGGAACUAUAAGAAUGAAAGAUAACUCGGGAAGUAAAUUACAAGAUGUCUAUUUGUUUCUAUUUUCUGAUAUGAUAUUAAUUACGAAGAAGAGUUAUCAGAGGAAAAAUGAUAACAAGCUAAAAUUAGUCAAACCUCCUAUGAGGUUAGAUGUAGUUCAAUUAAUAUGGCUAAAAGAAUCGUCAUUUGCUCUCUGCUACCUUAACGAACUAAAUAUGGUUCAGGGUCUUUAUACAUUCCUUUCCACAAAUACUAAAUGGUAUGAUGAAAUUACAAACGCAAAGAAGACUUAUAGCGAACUAUUAAUGUCUGACCGUCAUGAAACAGACAACGUAAUAGAAGAACUCCUACGAACAGCUCCACCUGACAGUUCAACGGAACUACUUAGCCGGCUAGGAGAAAAGAACGACGACCGAUUAGGGAAUAAUGCUCACGUGUGUAUGAGCUUGGAGGAAUUAGAAAGUCGAUGGCCUUUGAAGAUUAGCGAUAUCAGGUCGAGAGCUGCGACUGUCAGCGGUAUCGAAACGAAGCCACUUUUAACACCUAAAGCUUUCGAGCCUCUUUACUCUUUAGGUAGUUCUUUAACAGCCCCUUCAUCUCCCUUCAAGAAAAGGUAUGACACUAGUUCAUCUUCAUCGACACCCGAUUUAGAUUUGGGUGAUGAAGACACAAAAACUAGAACACAUUCUAGGCGAUCGGGAAGGGAUAUUAAACGUUAUUGGACAACAUCGCUAAAUGAUUUUCUCCAGCAACCAAAAGCGAACUCUCCUGUACAAAAAGUGUACUCUUUGAAUGGUCAAAGUGACUUUUACGAUAACUAAACAUGAUAUAUAAAAAUUGCUCAAUCGUUGUUUCGUGCAUUUCCUUUCUCUGAUGUGUUAAAAACCGCCUGCUAACAAUUUGAAUGUAAUUGUGUCGACCGUUAUUGAAAUGAUUAUACUUUUCGUUUAUACUAAGGGAAUUUAAUACACGAUUAAAGUCUACCUGUUC
Molecule: messenger RNA, 2507 nt
Organism: Dimorphilus gyrociliatus
Lineage: Eukaryota; Metazoa; Annelida; Polychaeta; Dinophilidae
Source: the annotation of a GenBank genome assembly